Messenger RNA from Protomyces lactucae-debilis, 3206 nucleotides. RefSeq names its product armadillo-type protein. Gene Ontology annotation, cellular component: nucleus; proteasome regulatory particle, base subcomplex; proteasome complex. Bases 120 to 3053 code for a protein of 977 amino acids. NCBI's taxonomy places the organism in Eukaryota, Fungi, Ascomycota, Taphrinomycetes, Taphrinales, Protomycetaceae. The transcript has a single exon. Gene Ontology annotation, biological process: regulation of protein catabolic process; proteasome-mediated ubiquitin-dependent protein catabolic process. Gene Ontology annotation, molecular function: enzyme regulator activity. The record is from RefSeq and is a predicted model, not a curated record.
GAGUCUUUGUCGACGCGUAACCAGGCUCAGGCAAGGCUACACCUGUGCUGCUCAUCGGAGGACCUGGCCUGCACAAGCACAGCGACGAAGAGGCAAAGCAGACAGAGAGCGACAGAGCCAUGGUGGCAAUCACAUCACCGAGCGGCCUGCUUGCGCUGCUCAACGACAGCAAUGUCGAGCUACAAUCCUUUGCGCUCACAAAACUCAAUGAGAUCGUGGACGCGAGCUGGCCAGAGAUCUCAGAUGAUAUCACAAGCUUAGAAAUCCUUUAUGAAGACGAGUCGUUUGCAAACCGCAGACUAGCAGCGUUGGUGGCGUCCAAGGUCUACUACCAUCUAGGUGAGUACGCACAAUCAACAGACUACGCAUUGGGUGCAGGCGACUUGUUUGACCUCAAAUCUCAUGAUGAGUAUGUUGAGACAAUCAUUGCACACUGUAUCGAUUCAUUCAUUGCAGAGAAUGCCGCGCGUUAUAGCGAGGGCGACAAGGCUGGCAAGGCAGAUAGCCGCUUGUCCGAGGUGGUGUCUACAAUGCUGCAGCAGUGUUAUCGAGACAAAGAGUUCAAGCAAGCCAUUGGUAUUGCUCUCGAAUCAAAGAGGCUUGAUAUUCUGGAGACAAUCAUCGGCGAGAGCAAAGACGACAACUUGCUGCCAUACAUUCUCGAGACUUGCAUUGCUACGGUCUCAGACCUGAAGUUUCGCGACGAGGUGACGGCUGCAUUGCUCGAGCAUCUCAACAACCAAAUGCGACCUGACUAUCCAAAUAUCAUCAAGUGCAUCGUCAUGCUGGACGACGAUGCCAAAGCUCUCAAAAUUCUACUGGCUUUGAGUGCUGCCGCAUCGGACAAUGGCAAGGAAGAUGAGCUGGCAAUUGCCAAUGUGUACCAGUGUGCUUUUGACAUUGAAGCAAUGGCGACACGCUCAUUCUUAAGCUCCCUCAUCUCAAAACUUCAGGCCGAGGAUGGGCACGAACAAGAUGAGGGCUGCGCGGCUAUUCGCAAGAAUCUCGUACUCAUCCUUUCGGGCACGAAAACUAUUCAGCUUCACCUGGAGUUCCUCUACCGCAACAAUCAUGCUGAUAUUGCAAUACUCGAUAAGAUUAAGAACUCACUUGAAGCGCGCAAUUCCAUCUUUCAUUCGGCAGUCACGUUUGCCAAUGCCUUCAUGCACGCAGGUACUACCUCAGACGGUUUCUUUAGGAACAAUCUUGAUUGGCUCUCAAAGGCGUCAAAUUGGUCAAAAUUCUCAGCAACAGCGGCUCUCGGCGUUAUUCACAAGGGUAAUCUCAACCAGAGUAUGACAUUGUUGGGGCCAUAUCUCCCUCAAGAAGGUGCCAAUGGUAGUGUCUACUCUGAGGGCGGCAGCCUGUACGCACUCGGCCUCAUUCACGCCAACCACGGUGCAGAAUCUCUGCCAUUUUUGACGGAGCAAUUCGCUCGCGCGACAGAGGAAACUGUCCAGCAUGGUGCGGCUCUGGGUCUUGGUGCAGCUGGGCUUGCUACGUGCGAUGCUGAUUUGUACGACAGACUACGAACUGUACUGUUUCACGAUAGUGCGGUUGCUGGUGAAGCUUGCGGACUGUCAAUGGGUCUUGUGAUGCUGGGAACCGGCAAUGAAGACAAAAUUGACGAAAUGCUGCAAUAUGCACAUGAAACACAGCACGAGAAAAUUAUUCGUGGUCUUGCGAUGGGUAUUGCCAUGAUGCUGUAUGGUUGCGAACGCGCAGCAGAUGCAUACAUUGAGCGACUUGUGACCGAUGACAACCCCAUCUUGCGUCAUGGCGGUAUCUUUGGUAUUGCCAUGGCUUAUUGCGGUACCGGCAACACAGCAGCAACAGAGAAACUCUUGCACUUUGCUGUGUCUGAUGUACAUGACGACGUGCGCAGAGCUGCCGUCAUGUGUCUUGGUUUCGUCAUGUUCAAGAAUCCACAAGGCUUGUGCCGGACCAUUGACUUGUUGUAUGAAUCGUACAACCCGCACGUCCGCUACGGUGCUGCCAUGGCUGUGGGUAUUGCAUGCGCUGGCACAGCGUUGCCGGAAGCCUUGGAUAUCCUCAACCCCAUGACGCACGAUGCCACUGAUUUCGUUCGUCAAGGUGCGUAUAUUGCCACUGCCAUGGUCUUGAUUCAGCACAAUGACCAAACCAACCCAGAGAGUGUAGAACUUCGCAAGCUCUACUCGGAUGUCAUUAGCAACAAGCACUCAGAUGCAGUGACCAAGUUUGGUGCGGCUGUAGGAUCGGGCAUCCUGGAUGCAGGUGGCCGCAACGUCACUUUACGCCUACAGUCCUACUCGGGUGGCAACAAUAUGCCUGCUGUGGUGGGUAUGGCCAUCUUUACACAGCUGUGGUAUUGGUUCCCACUUGGUCACUUCUUGUCACUUGCCUUUACACCCACUGCCAUGAUUGGUGUCAACAAGGACUUGAAUGUGCCUGCGAUGGUCUUUCGCUCAAAUGCAAUGCCCAUCAUGUUUGCGUAUACGCCAGAGACACCAAAAGAGGAUAAGAAGGCUGCGGAAAAGGUGGAGACGGCUGUGCUUUCUACGACAAUGAAGGCCAAGGCGCGCGCAAAGAAGCAGGAAAAGGAGAAGGAAGAUGCGAUGGAGACGGAUGAAAAAGCAGAGACGCCUGCGCCGGAGCCUGAGUCUAUGGAUACAGACAAAGCAGCGGAAGAAGGAGAGAAGAAGCCAGACGCCACAGAGACUGCUGAAGGUGAAGCAGACGCGGACACGGCCGAAGGCACAGCGCCCAAGAAGGAACCUCUCUACGAGAUCUUGGGCAACAUGUCUCGUGUUGUGCCGUGGCAGUUGAAGCACAUCCACUUCAAGUCAGACGCACGCUACUACCCUGCGCGCAAACCUGCUGGCGGAAUCUUGUUCCUGCGCGAUCGUCGGCCAAAGGAAGAAGAGUCAUUGCUGGACAUGCAGAUUGACCAGUCACCGCCUGCCCCUCCUGCAGCGGCCGCUGGACCAGAUUCGGCGAUGGAAGUGGAUGAUGAGGAAGAGGCGCCCCUGCCGUUGCCGUUUGACUAUGAUGGCCUCGAAGACGAGGCGUAGGUUCGUGUCAUGUACUCAUUGAACUAGAUUAGCAUGAUGACUGCUGCUGCUGCUUUCUCCCUUUGUGAACUUUGAAAACAUCCAAGAUAGCAAUUGCACACACGAGAUACACAUAAAGGAGCGGCCCGGGCGGCUUGCGCACCUCUCGACAUU